GAAGAAAUAUACAACAACAACAACAACAACAACAGAGACUUACUCUCAAGUUUGUUUUCUGCUGCAGCUGUCACUAAAACAGGAUCCAGCAAGGUGUGUUCAAGCCACCUCCCCUUCAGGUAAACCCUCAGAGAUCCAAAUUGAAUCCACCAUGAGACUGAAAAACUUCCCUAACAGGCAGAAACAUCCAACAGAACCAACCAACCAGACUCAUUCAGGAACAGGCGUCUGCAUACUGAAGGAUGGAGGGAUCAGCAGGAAAUCCCAGAGCUGCCUCGUCUCACAAACUUCCUGCCUGGGGGUCGGAGUUGGCAGAAACCUCAGAAGAAAACCCAAAGACCGGUCAGACUGAUUCCAGCGUACGCCAGAGUCCUGAAGAGAACCAGGGGUCAGCGCAGAAUCCAGACCAACUUAUAUUCUCCAAAGACUUUAUCAACCAGGAUCCUGAUCAACGGGGACCAGAAUCUACAGCCAAACAAGAUCAACCAAACGAAGAUCUUUUUUGUACAGAUCAAGAGAAACCAGGACCCCCCUCCUGUCCCAAACGAGAACUGAAACCAGAGGAAUCCCAGCAGAACCAGAUCCAGAGACCUGAUGAAGACACUACAAAAAGGGACAAGCCCCCAUCAUCAAAGCAUUUACCUAUUUUUACCUCAACCUUAAGACACGAGCUGAACACUGAGCAUCCUCCUCCUCACCUGAACAUUGAGAAGACUCCUCCUCCUCAAUUGAACACUGAGCUGACUCCUCCUUACCUGAGCACAGAAAAAACUCCUCCCCCUCCUUACCUGGACACUGAGCAGACUCCUCCUCCUCCGAGCACUGAGCAGACUCUUCCUCCUCACCUAAACAUUGAGCAGACUCCUCCGAGCACUGAGAAGACUCCUCCCCCUCAUCACCUGAAGCCUGAGAAGACUCCUCCUCAAUUGAACACUGAGCUGACUCCUCCCCCUCCUUACCUGGACACUGAGCAGACUCCUCCUCCUCCGAGCACUGAGCAGACUCCUCCUCCUCCGAGCACUGAGCAGACUCCUCCUCCUCCGAGCACUGAGCAGACUCCUCCUCCUCACCUAAACACUGAGCAGACUCCUCCUCCUCCGAGCACUGAGCAGACUCCUCCUCCUCACCUAAACACUGAGCAGACUCCUCCUCCUCCGAGCACUGAGCAGACUCCUCCUCCUCACCUAAACACUGAGCAGACUCCUCCACACCUAAACACUGAGCAGACUCCUCCUCACCUAAACACUGAGCAGACUCCUCCUCCUCCGAGCACUGAGCAGACUCCUCCUCCUCACGUAAACACUGAGCAGACUCCUCCUCCUCACGUAAACACUGAGCAGACUCCUCCCCCUCACCUGAAAACAGAGCAAACUCCCCCUCCUCCUCACCUGAACUCUGAGCAGAUUCCUCCUCAACCUCUCCUGAAUACUGAUCAGAGACCACCUCCUCCUCCUCCUCCUCACCAGAGCACUGAGCAGGCACCACCUUCUCCUGCAGAUCAGCAGAGCCCCCUGCCAUCUCUUUCCACUGUUAAUGCAACCAACUUAUCAACCCUGGCUCCCCCAGCUCCACCGCUCACCAUUGAGGUGUUCUGUGAGCAGGUGCAGCCCGGCACUCCUGCUUCUUCUUCAGGUGAGCCAAAACUGUGCGGCUUUCUGCAAAAGCAAGGAGGGCCUCUGAGGGCCUGGAAGCAGCGCUGGUUCACCUACGAGGAGAAGAAGAAUCAGUUGUUCUACUUCCGCACUCGGCAGGAUGUGAUGCCACUAGGUCAGGUGGAGCUUUCCAGUGCCACCUUCACCUACCCUUUGAAUGCAGAGAGAGGCACCUUCCACAUCAGGACACCUGAACGCACCUUCAUACUCAAGGCUGUGACCCAGGAUCUCAUGCUCUAUUGGCUCCAGCAGCUGCAGGUGAAACGUUGGCAGCACAGACAGAUGUCCAUCUGUCCUGACCCCACAAACAACAACAAAAUUGAAGAUGACUUCCUGCCCGUGUUGAAGAGCCCCGUGGGUCUGGUUGGGGAGGAGGCAGUGAACGCAUCAUCACAACGAACGCCUUUCACCAGCAUGUCAAUCAAACACCCGCUCAUCGGGAUCCAAAACUCGUUCCACAGUCUGCGUAAGAGGUCAUCUCAGGAUGUGAGUCAGAGUAUGUUUCAUGUAGAGACUCCAUCAUGGACUCACCUUAGCUCCUCAAACACCACCACCAAAACAGUCCCUGCAGCCUCAAGGACCCCCAGUGAGCCUCAGACUCCACCCCCUGCUCUUUCAUUGGCAGAGCCAACAGGUCAGGUGUCCCCUGUGAUGCACAGGCCGGAGAGACGGAGCAGGAGAACAAAUACUCGCAGUUCAUCCUCCAUGAUGGUCCUCCUCAAAGACACAGUUAUGUCAGAUCGAAUGAGUCGCUUCCUGCAGGAGAAACAGAUGCUGAUGGAGGAGGUGAAAGCUCAGAAGGAGCUGGUCUGGAUCCUGCACAAAGCUCUGGAGGCAUCUCAACUAGAGAAGCGCACAUGUGCAGAGUUUUUGGCGGCAACAGGUGAGCAGGAGCGUCUGGAGCUGCUGCGUCACCGUGAGCGUCAUGUGGCUGAGCUGCGGGCCCAGCUGGAGAAGGCAAGGGAGGAGGCGGAGUCAGCGCAAAGGAGUCAGGCUCAGAGUGAGGCUCAGGUGGUUGAGCUGCAGGAGCACAUCAGGCUGCUGGAGGAGAAAAACACAGCCGGGAAGGAGGUGAUCAUUAAACUGUCCGAUAAGCUGACCGACUGCAUGUUGGACCCACCUCUGUCCUGUGAAGACGAUUUGGACUUUCAGACCCUCAAACAGCAGAUUGAGAAUCUGAAGGACGACCUGGAGGCAUAUCAGACUCAGAAUCGUUUCCUGAACUCUGAAAUCCAGCAGCUGACCCGUCUGUGGAGGACGAGCUCGGAGCAGGAGAAGACUCUGAUGGUGAAGUGUGCACACCUGGAGGCAGGUAACUGUCAGGUGGAGAGCAGGUACCUGAACGUCCUGCGGCAGCUGCAGGAGGUGAAAUCUUUGGAUCCGGUACAGCGGGCGGCCGUCCAGAAGAUGAUUGAGGAGGCUCUGAAGGGAGAGGUGAUGAGCGUCAGGGAGCCCAGUCUGGCCAGAGACCACGAUGAGUAUGGCUUCAAGAUCAUCCCCGACUACGAGGUGGAGGACAUGAAGUUGCUUGCCAAGAUCCAGGCGCUGGAGAUCCGCUCAAACAACCUGAUGCACCAGGAUGGAGUGGAGCGCCCUCUGCUGGCUCGCUGGGCUCAGUUCCUAGCCGGCAGAUUGGACAAUGACCUCGUCCCUUCUCCUGAGCUCAAAGGUCUGCUGCGAGCCGGCAUCCCUCAGGUGUACAGACAGCAGGUGUGGCGCUGGUUGGUCCAAGCCAGAACCAGAAACAUCAGAGAGCAUCAUCCACAGCGCUACCAACAGCUGUGUGAGAAGAGUCGGAUGUCCCCUCACCCGGCCUGCAGGCAGAUCCAGCUGGACCUCCACCGCACCCUAACAACCAACAACCACUUCUCCUCACCCUCAAGCCCCGCCCUCCAGCAGCUCCGCCACAUUCUACUGGCCUUCUCCUGGCAGAACCCAGCCAUUGGCUACUGCCAGGGACUCAACAGGUUGGCAGCCAUCGCUCUGCUGGUGCUUCAGAGUGAAGAGGACGCCUUCUGGUGUCUGGUGGCAGUGGUUGAAACCAUCAUGCCUCAGGACUACUACACCAAGAACCUGGUGGCCUCUCAGGCUGACCAGCGCGUGUUGAAGGACUUAUUGUUGGAGAAGCUACCACGGUUGGCGGCUCAUUUCGAGGAUUACAGCAUAGACGUGUCUCUGAUGACCUUUAACUGGUUCCUUGUGGUUUUUGUGGAGAGUCUGCCAAGCGACAUCCUGCUGCCGCUUUGGGACGCCUUCCUGUACGAGGGCACCAAGGUGAUCUUCAGGUACGCUCUGGCUAUCUUCAAAUAUAAAGAGGAUGACAUCCUGAAGAUCUGUGACAGUGUGGAGAUCUACCAAUACCUGCGCUUCUUUACCAAGACCAUCUCUGAUAGCAGGAAGCUAAUUAACAUCGCCUUCAGCGUCAUGAAUCCGUUCCCUGGCCGCCUGCUGAGGAACAGGCGAGCAUUUCACCUGGAGCGCCUGCAGGGGGAGCUGCAAGAGCUGGAGGAGCAGCAGAGACAGUUUGUAACGGAAAGCGCCGUGCAUAAAGACAAAGAGCUCGACGCCGCUGCCAGCGAGGACGAGGAACUCUGACCUCAAUAAAUGCUGUAUUUUAUCAGCUGACGAUUGUUUCUGAUAUGGAACUUAAAUCUGUUGCUCACCACAGACACUAAGGUUAAAAUACUCUGACAUGUACUCUGAGGGGAUGGGGAAAGAGCUGUCUCUGCCCCGCCCCCUCCUCCCUAUAGUCGUGCAUGCGGGUUGCCAUGUCUCAAAAACGGAAGCUUCAGUGUUUAGUCAGCUUUGCAUAGGUCUAGAAACCUUUCUGCGUUCUAACCUCUUUAUUUUUCAAAAGCAUCUCCAAUAUUGAUCUUAGUUUUACCACAUUUCUGGGCAUCGAGCUUAUUAGAAAAAUACAGAGGCUUUUUAGGUCAGGUGGAAUCAGUUAUAUCUGAAGUAGUUAAUUUGCAAUGUUUUACAAAUACAUUGCACCAAUGCUUUUGUGCAAUUUAGACAGUGUGUCCUCCUCUGCUCUCUGUUUGUUUUUAAGAGACUUGAGAUAAACUUUUGCAUUUUUAUGACACAAAUAUGUUGGCCCAACAUUGCCAAUAUUUCUGUGCAAUUCAGACAGUAUAAAGUCACCGCCUGUGUGAUUAAAUCAUCCAUGACCAAAACUAACUAUUCAUGUGCAGAAACGAUAAACCUAGCUGCAGGUCCCAGGUACAUGAAAUCCAUACCUGUUGGAUACCACGGCAAAAAAAUAGUCCUAGACUCUCAAUACUGGGUAAUUUAUUUUGUAUAAUUAUUCAAAUCUGUGUGCAAAUUCCUGCACAGUCUUACUUGCACAAAAAACAUUUGCAAUGUUGGGAUUUUUGUGUGUCAGACUGCACAAACGCACAGGUAUGUGUGUUUGUGCAUUACAACGCUCAUAUCCCAAUGUUGCCAAUGCAACUUUGGAUGGAUUAACUCUUCUCCUACACAUCUGUCUUAUGAAAUAGAUAUAGUUUUAUUUUUGUUUUUGUUUAAGUUUAAGUACUUUCUGAUGCUAUCGAUCAUUAAAAUGAGAGACUGUAUUGUUUUAUGGAUCAAGGAUGUCUUUAUGACCCCCAAGGGGCGUUACAGAAGACAACCACAAACAGCUGCUACCUGUCGCCAUUACUAGUGCCAUCUUUAUAACAAGUAUUGAAAUGUUCUGAACAUUACUAACCACUUGUUAACUGACUGUGUGCCAGAGGAGCUUCCUAAUCUGUAUGAAAUAGUGAUUCUCAGGUAACGAACACACAAACUCUUGCCACACACACACACACACACACACACACACAGAUAUCAGAGCUGAUGUUAUGACAGCCUGGAUGCUAAUGCUAACAGAAGCUAACUUGCUUUGUUUGUGGAGAGCUGAAAUGUCACUUUAAAUGUAUGUUUACAUUAAGGUUUCUUAAUACAUAAAUGAACAGUGUUAUAAGUGUGUGUGUGUGUUUCUGAGCACUGUGUGAGUGUGUGUCAGUGACAGAUUGUUAAAGCUCCUUUGUUCACGAUAAAGUUUUACACUGUGUGCACUGCUGCUUCAUAUUUUCUUUUCUUGUUGUUUCAAUGUUG
Messenger RNA from Labrus mixtus (cuckoo wrasse), 5750 nucleotides. It is a transcript of the gene tbc1d2, whose product is annotated as TBC1 domain family, member 2. NCBI's taxonomy places the organism in Eukaryota, Metazoa, Chordata, Actinopteri, Labriformes, Labridae. The record is from RefSeq and is a predicted model, not a curated record. The transcript is spliced from 18 exons. The coding region runs from base 243 to 4247 and encodes 1334 amino acids.